This is a messenger RNA of Mangifera indica (mango), 1290 nucleotides long. Its product is annotated as peroxisomal 2,4-dienoyl-CoA reductase [(3E)-enoyl-CoA-producing]. Lineage: Eukaryota; Viridiplantae; Streptophyta; Magnoliopsida; Sapindales; Anacardiaceae. The record is from RefSeq and is a predicted model, not a curated record. Gene Ontology annotation, molecular function: 2,4-dienoyl-CoA reductase (NADPH) activity. Bases 152 to 1051 code for a protein of 299 amino acids. The transcript has 5 exons. Gene Ontology annotation, biological process: fatty acid catabolic process.
GAACACAGGAAAUACCAUGAUUGUGUGAUGUGAUGUGACUGCGAGCUAACCAGCCUCCAUAAAAUUCAAAAAAAGAAAGCAAAAUAAAAGAUAAAGAGCCAACCGGAGAGCGAGACAGAGAGAGAGAGAGAGAGCGAUUCUGUAGUCGUUAAUGAAGAUGGAGUCACCAUUCAAAGCGGAUAUAGUGAAGGGCAAAAUUGCUUUGAUAACAGGAGGUGGUUCAGGAAUUGGGUUUGAGAUUUCUAAACAAUUCGGUGAACAUGGAGCCUCCAUUGCAAUCAUGGGACGGCGCAAGCCAGUCCUUGACGCCGCCGUUUCUACUCUUCAGUCUCUUGGGAUUAAGGCUGUAGGCUUUGAGGGGGAUGUUCGCAAGCAGGAAGACGCAAAAAGAGUUGUUGAAUCAACUUUCAAGCAUUUUGGGAGGCUUGACAUUCUUGUAAAUGCUGCAGCUGGAAACUUUCUUGUGUCAGCUGAGGAUCUGUCCCCUAAUGGGUUUCGAACAGUUAUGGAUAUUGAUUCUGUUGGCACAUUCACCAUGUGCCACGAAGCACUGAAAUAUCUCAAAAAAGGAGGACCUGGAAGAAGCCCAUCUGGUGGAGGUUCAAUUUUGAACAUAAGUGCCACUUUACAUUACACAGCUUCUUGGUAUCAAAUACAUGUUUCUGCUGCUAAGGCAGCCGUUGAUGGUAUAACUAGAAACUUGGCAUUGGAAUGGGGGACCGACUAUGAUAUUCAAGUCAAUGGAAUUGCCCCAGGCCCCAUUGGUGACACCCCUGGCAUGAGUAAACUUGCACCUGACGAGAUCACUAGCAAAGCUCGAGAAUACAUGCCAUUGUAUAAAUUAGGAGAGAAAUGGGAUAUUGCUAUGGCUGCUCUGUACCUUGUUUCUGAUGCUGGUAAAUAUGUCAAUGGAACCACCCUCAUAGUUGAUGGAGGACUUUGGCUCAGCCAGCCUCGCCAUCUGCCAAAAGAGGCCAUCAAGCAGCUUUCCCGAGCAGUGGAAAAGAGGUCUAGAGACAAACCAGUUGGGGUUCCGACCAGCAAGCUUUGACCACAACAAUGAAACUAUGAUCAUAAAUGGGUUUCAUAUCCAUCAUUUGCUACAAAUAUAUAAUUUAUAAUAAAACAAAGUUCUCAAUGUUCUGUUAAUCACAUUCCAACCAGCAUGGAUCAUCAUUGAAUAAUAUUAGUUUUAUUGCGUAUGGAACUUUUAUACAAUAUGAAUUGUAUUUGUAUUUUGUAGACAGAUUGACAACCUUUCAAAAUAAUCACAUUCACAUUGAGCAGGAA